Molecule: messenger RNA, 2371 nt
Organism: Rhinolophus ferrumequinum (greater horseshoe bat)
Lineage: Eukaryota; Metazoa; Chordata; Mammalia; Chiroptera; Rhinolophidae
Gene: NCK2
Product: NCK adaptor protein 2
Exons: 5
Coding region: 320-1462 (380 amino acids)
Biological process (GO): negative regulation of PERK-mediated unfolded protein response; negative regulation of endoplasmic reticulum stress-induced eIF2 alpha phosphorylation; positive regulation of endoplasmic reticulum stress-induced intrinsic apoptotic signaling pathway
Molecular function (GO): protein binding
Source: RefSeq, a predicted model, not a curated record
AGCGUCCGCCGAGCGGCGGGAGGAGGGAGCGGCGCAGACAAAGAGCGGCGCCUGGGCGGGCGCGGCCGCCGCCCCGGGACCCGCGCCGCUGCCCUCCGGCCUCGGCGGGCGGCUGGCGGCAAGAUUUCAUGUUUCUUUUCUACAAAUGAUUUCCCAGAUCAUAGUUCUUUGCUGAGAUUUGAGCUGGCUUUGAAUAUUUGGAGAAUUCCUGCAGCUUCGUAACUUCAGAGGUGUAAUCAGCUGACAAAUUCACGUUUUGAGUUCUGUGUUUUGCCCGUCAUCUCUUGUAACUGAGCGCCAAAGGAGGACUCCAUGAAAGAUGACAGAAGAAGUCAUUGUUAUAGCAAAGUGGGACUACACGGCCCAACAGGACCAGGAGCUUGACAUCAAGAAAAAUGAGCGCCUGUGGCUGCUGGACGACUCCAAGACGUGGUGGCGGGUGAGAAACGCGGCCAACAGGACGGGCUACGUGCCAUCCAACUAUGUGGAAAGGAAGAACAGCCUGAAGAAGGGCUCCCUGGUGAAGAACCUGAAGGACACACUAGGCCUCGGCAAGACCAAGCGGAAGACGAGCGCGCGGGAUGCGUCCCCGACGCCCAGCACGGACGCUGAGUACCCCGCCAACGGGGGCGGCGCCGACCGCAUCUACGACCUCAACAUCCCCGCCUUCGUCAAGUUCGCCUAUGUGGCGGAGAGGGAGGAUGAGCUGUCCCUGGUGAAGGGGUCACGUGUCACCGUCAUGGAAAAGUGCAGCGACGGCUGGUGGCGCGGCAGCUACAAUGGGCAGAUCGGCUGGUUUCCCUCCAACUAUGUCCUGGAGGAGGUGGACGAGGCGGCCGCCGAGUCCCCCAGCUUCCUGAGCCUGCGCAAGGGCGCGUCCCUGAGCAACGGCCAGGGCGCCCGCAUUCUGCACGUGGUCCAGACGCUGUACCCCUUCAGCUCUGUCACUGAGGAGGAGCUCAACUUCGAGAAGGGAGAGACCAUGGAGGUGAUCGAGAAACCCGAGAACGACCCGGAGUGGUGGAAAUGCAAAAACGCCCGGGGGCAGGUCGGCCUUGUCCCCAAAAACUACGUGGUGGUCCUCAGCGACGGGCCCGCCCUGCCCCCAUCGCAGGUCCCACAGAUCAGCUACCCAGGGCCGGCAGGCAGCGGGCGCUUCGCGGGCAGAGAGUGGUACUACGGGAACGUGACACGCCACCAGGCCGAGUGCGCCCUCAACGAGCGGGGCCGCGAGGGCGACUUCCUCAUUAGGGACAGCGAGUCCUCGCCCAGUGACUUCUCCGUGUCUCUCAAAGCAUCAGGGAAGAACAAGCAUUUCAAGGUGCAGCUUGUGGACAAUGUGUACUGCAUCGGGCAGCGGCGGUUUCACACCAUGGACGAGUUGGUGGAACACUACAAAAAGGCCCCCAUCUUCACCAGCGAGCAUGGGGAGAAGCUCUACCUCGUCCGAGCGCUUCCGUGAUGCCCUCCCGGUAGCCCCUGCCACCUCCUGGCCUUGGUGCCACACUCACUUCCCCAGAGCCAAGCGGAUGGCCCCAAGAAGACGUGGUCGGUCACGGGCUGUCCAGCAGAGGGUCCACUCUGUCCAGUGGCUCAUCCCCUAUUGGCUUCCUUUACUGGUUGAUCUUUCUGUCCAGGUUGUUUGUUUCCAUCUUCCUCCCCUUCGCCAUCCCAGGUCCUCACUCCACGUUCAAGGCCACCCGGCUCCUGGCCAGUUUGAGAGGACGACAGGUGGAAGAGGGGCAAGUUUAUUCACUUUAUUCCUUCUUAGUUGGAAACAGCCUUAGUCUGUUCCACUUGUUCACGCUAUCAGCACCCCUCCGUAAGAAGACAUCGGGCACAGCCGGGAUGCACCAAAGCUGCCGUUGACAAGGGACCUGCAGCGCACUCCAGAGGUGGCGUCUCAGGAGUGCUCUGGGCUCUCGCAUACCAGGCAGCACAGGCGAGGGGCCCGGUGCCAGCAGCCCUUGUCUGUGUCCUCUGCCCUUACCUGGCUCCCAGACUCACCAAGGAGUCAGUGCGUGUGCUGGUGGCAAUCCUGGAACCACCAGGGCAGAUAGUGGGGAAGCUGUCCAGUGCCUUUGGGGCUGUGCUUGCAAUAAAGAAAGAAUUUCCUUGAAGGCCAGUCUGCAAGAGGGACCGGUGACUCAGAAAGACAGAUGUUUUGGUAAUUUACCCCCAAAUGUGCCAUCCGCCUAGUGCUUUUUCCUCUCGCCCUUUGGCUUGUUUAAAUUUCAUAAUUAUGUAUUUAAUUCUCAAAGUAAUAUGUAUCUGUAGCCAUUUGUUGACACUAAUACAGAUGAUUAAGGAAAACAGCUGAUCUUUGGAGAAGGGGAGUUACCAACACUUUACACACACACACACACACACA